Physcomitrium patens is the source of this 2769-nucleotide messenger RNA. RefSeq names its product long-chain-alcohol oxidase FAO4A. Lineage: Eukaryota; Viridiplantae; Streptophyta; Bryopsida; Funariales; Funariaceae. The record is from RefSeq and is a predicted model, not a curated record. Gene Ontology annotation, molecular function: long-chain-alcohol oxidase activity; flavin adenine dinucleotide binding.
GGGGGGGGGGUUAGGGGGCUUUACAUGUAGUUGUUCGAGAUGGAUUUCGAUGCAGAGUUGACAGUUGCGUUUUAGACUGUGUUGAAUCUAGUCGGACGCUUACUUGAAUUACUGUUUGAGUGUAUUGACAUUUAUUUGUGUACAUCAAGGGGGAGGACUCGAUGAUGAGGACGAGUCUCACGUCUUCUACUCGACGCUGGUGAGCCUGAUUUGGACACAGUUGAGUACAGAGAGGUAUUUCUCGUGAGGACGUCGAUCUAGUGUUGCUAACAUGGAUGCACCGGAGAACGACCUUUGCAGAGCAGGACAGUCUCCGCCAGGGCAUCCGCUGCUGAAAUCCUGGAAUCCCCCGACGCAGCACAGCUUCACGAAAGCGCAACUGAGAACUUUGAUAUCAAUAUGCGAUGCUUUCUCGCCGUCUCUCAGUCCUCCUGCCGAAUGCGAGGAAAAGCAGGAGAUUGCGUCGUUCUAUACCUGUUCAGCUUCAGACAUGGGAGUUCCAGAGGAUAUUGCAGGUCUGCUGCAUGUGCUCUUGAAGCCGCAGCUGCUGAUGGCAAUCAGAGUGUUCCUGUGGCUACUGUCGACACGGAUAGGAACUCUGAUCCUGGGAGGGCGUGCCAGCCUGACCACGCAAUUCCCAUUCUUUCAGAGUUUUGCAUAUCUUUCGACUGAUAAACAAGAAGACAUCCUACGCGGAUGGUCGCUGAGUACACUCGGGGCCUUUCGAGCUGUGUACAAGCUAUUCAAGAUGAUCACCAUGUGGGCAGUCUACACCAAAAUUGAGAACGGCGGAUUCAACCGCAAUUGGAAGGCCAUCGGCUACUGCGGCGCUGAUCCGCAGGUCAUCCGCAGCAGGAAAUGUUCGAGUAACGACGGUGUCAGAUCAAACCCUCUUCAAGACAUGGUGAUUGCGACACAAGCAGCUGGGGAUAAGCUUGAGAAGGUUCUGAGUCGGGCGGGCGUCAAAGUACUAAACGACGACAUUCCAUUAAAGAAACUGGCAUCAGGUAACAGAAAUAGAAAUAAUUCUGCUGCAGGGGGAGAUUUGGGGAUUAGCUGCGACGUGGUUGUGGUGGGAUCUGGGUGCGGGGGUGGCGUGAUAGCGAGCGUGCUUGCGAAGGCGGGAUACCAAGUAGUGAUCCUUGAGAAAGGGAAGUAUUUCAGAACGGAGGAUCUCACCACUCUAGAAGGGCCCUCGCAGAUGGCCAUGUUUGAGAAGCUAGGCUCGCUCGCAACUGAUGAUGGCGGAGUGAACCUCGUGGCUGGCGCCACUGUGGGCGGGGGAACGGCCAUCAACUGGUCUGCGUGUUUCGAGACGCCUUCCCACGUUCUGCAGGAAUGGAAGCAAAUUUCUGGUCUGGAGUUGUUCACCUCCACCCGAUACAAGCUUGCCAUGAAGAAGAUCUGGCAUCGUCUGAACGUGCAACCCAACAUCGCCCGCGAGAAUCUGCAAAACUCUGUCCUCCGAGCAGGGUGCGAGAAGCUGAGCGCUGAGGUAGGUACGCUCGCGAGGAAUGCUCCAGUAGAUCACGAUUGCGGGUGGUGCACAUACGGUUGCCCAAGUGGCCAGAAGGGUUCCACUACAUCUACCUGGCUUAAAGACGCUGCUGAAUCAAAAAAUGCUGUACUAUUGUCGGAAUGCGAGGCGCAGAGAAUCCUCUUCUCAAAAAACCACUCAGGGAGAAAACAUUACAAAGCACGGGGAGUGAUGGCUGUAGUUGGAAGCAGCAAGAAGAGGAUCUUCAUCGAGGCGCAGUCUGUCGUUGUGGCGUCAGGCUCUUUAAUGACCCCACCCCUGUUACUCAACAGCGGACUUCGAAACCCAAACAUUGGCAAAGGCCUACAUCUCCAUCCAGUGGUGUUCAUGUGGGGUUAUUUCCCUGAAGAAUCUGGAUUCCCUGGUACUUGCUACGAGGGCGCUAUAAUGACGUCGUAUUCUCCUAUCUACAAAAAAAAUGGGAGCUUUCCAGUUGCGCUUCUGGAAGUUCCGUCGACGCAUCCAGGCAGUUUCGCUUCUUUCCAACCGUGGACAUCUGCUGCUGAUUUCAAAGAAAGGAUGAGACGUUUUUCCCGCACCGUCACACUGUGCGCCGUCACGCGAGACACAAGUAACGGCCAAGUAAGCGUGGAAGCUGACGGCAAACCGAAAAUCGAUUACACCCUAAAUGCAGUAGAUGAAGAAACAAUUCUGGAAGGAAUCGAGAAAGGACUGCGUGUACUCAUAGCUGCGGGAGCCACCGAGAUAGGAACUCACCAGCAGGACGGAGAGCGCUUCUGCGUCAAAGGAGCAAAUUCUAGAGACAUAGAAGCUUAUAUUAAAAGAGUAAGAUCAAGAGGAGUGAAGAAGAACAAGAUUAUAAUAGGUUCUGGCCACCACAUGGGAAGUUGCAAGAUGGGCAGCGAUCCUCGACGUUCUGCCGUUGAUGGAGAAGGAGAAACUUGGGAGGUGGAGGGCCUUUACGUCAGUGAUGGAAGUGUCCUGCCGAGCGCAAUUGGGGUAAACCCCAUGGUCACCAUUCAAUCUGUAGCUUACUGCAUCGCCCACUCCGUUCUGCAAUCUCUCGACUCUCAGUACAAAUCAUCAACCGCCAAAUUGUAAUUCACCUAGUUAUUACCAGAUCACAAUAAUUUCAUAUCUACUUUCAAUUGAGUUCAAUCACCACAAACCAAUGGUUGAUAGUAGCGAUCCAAUCUUCCGAUCAUCUGCACGCUACGUAUCAUAGUGGAACUAAAGCUACAUAAUCGAAACAUGUUGAAGAAUUCACGCUU